Blepharisma stoltei is the source of this 813-nucleotide messenger RNA. The record is from the annotation of a GenBank genome assembly. Lineage: Eukaryota; Ciliophora; Heterotrichea; Heterotrichida; Blepharismidae.
AUGAAGAUGCAAGCAUUCCAAUAUAUCGUUCAGUGCUUAUUAAAAGAGAUAGAGAAAUAUCAAAUUGAUGCACAAUAUGUUCUCCCCGAUUUUAAAGGCUGAGAUUUAGGAAAACUUAAAGAAUGGUGGGAAUGUGCAAGUAAUGCUUUUAGAGAUAAUAAAAAUCUACUGUGCUUGACAAAACUAUUAUAUGAAGUUUGAAGGAUAAUUCUAGUACUGGAAUCUGAACCUUUUACUCCUGAAGACUAUAACUUUGUUAGGAGCGCAAUUCACUGCUAUCUUAAGGACAACUUUAAUUCUGAAUUUCCAGAAAUGAUGAGAAAUUUAUAUGAGAAAAUAGAGAAAGGGAUUGAAAGCUCGAUUUCAUUAGAAAAUAUUUCAAAAUGAUUAGAAAUAAUAACUAAAGUCAAAGCUGAAAUUGGAAAGGAAAAAGCUUUCUUGCUUAUAAAAUUGAUAGAAAGUCGGGUUUAUUUUUUGUGUAAAGAAGGCAUUAAAAAUAACCCAAGAAGCAUAUUAGAAUUCUUGAUGCGAUCAGAAAUUGCUGAUCAGAUUGAUGUCAAUGAUUUGAUGCAAGUUACAAAUUUAAUGAGGUAUUUAAUGCAUAGUGCCUCUCCCAAAAAAAGGGAUUUGGUCUACCAACUAGUGACUUUAUGGGAAAUCAUAUUAUUUAAAAGGCGCAUCAUAUGAGUAAGCAUUAUAAUGUGAUGAGCCACCAGUUCGACUGCAUGUCUCACCGACGAGUUUGCCAUUGCUUUUGUCAGAUCUGCUUCUACGCGUGCUCGGCCGAAGAGUCACCUUUCUGGAUGUGCAUAG